Dissoconium aciculare CBS 342.82 is the source of this 964-nucleotide messenger RNA. RefSeq lists its product as uncharacterized. The transcript has 2 exons. NCBI's taxonomy places the organism in Eukaryota, Fungi, Ascomycota, Dothideomycetes, Mycosphaerellales, Dissoconiaceae. Bases 236 to 796 code for a protein of 186 amino acids. The record is from RefSeq and is a predicted model, not a curated record.
ACAGAAACUCGGCAGGAUGAUGGCUUUGCGUCGAACAGUAUCGGGCAUCUGUCGUACUUCCUCGAGGAAUUGUCCCUCGCAGUAUGUGGGUGUAACUCGCUCCUUUCGUCCGCACGACGGUCACCUACGAGAACAACCACACUGUAUUACAAUAUACCAGCCUUUCCGACAUACUUUUCUGCCGAGUAACGAAAACUGACCCUAGCCAGGGUGACAUGAUAGAAGCGAGGAACACAUGGCGGUCUACGAAAAAGGACAUCCAUUCAUCAUAGUCCCCACGUCAACCGAUGGAAAGAGAUCGGCGGCGCACGUUUUUUCUUGCACGCGGCCGGCCCGGGCAGAACAGAACAGGGUCCGCAAGGGAGAAGGAACGGCUCGAUACACUUCCCGCCAGGCGCGCGAUGGAAACCUUGGAUACCUAGGUGACUGCCCAGGUGUGUUAUGCCAUCGCCAGGGUAAGCGCGGUUCGGACUUGAGCGGCACAGCACAGCACAGUGGUUCGUCCGAUCGUUCGGGUGUGUGGGCGCGUACGCGAAGGAAUCUUCCGAGAGUGAGAGGCACAGUAAUAAUGAGGCUCCAGACUAUUGCGACCAUCGUCAUCGCAGGAAGGAGUGUGUUCCUUCCUGGACCCACUUCCAGGGACACCCGGCACUUUGUGAUCGUUCGCUACCCACUUGUCACUUCGUCACUGCUGGCCCACUCACCCCGAUUUUUGUUGUUUCACGGCGCUGUCACUGCGAAUACUGCACGAGCCAAGCAGGUUUUCCCGCGCAUGAUGGAAGGCUUAUCGCGUUGAUGUUAUAGAGGUGUACAUAGAGUCUUGCCUCUCCAGGGUCGUUUCCCAUCGCUCUGGCUUGACAGCUGGUUUCCAUAAUACCUAGGUUGGCGGUGAUCCUUCGACGUGUGCAAGGUUAUCCGUCCACGGCCCUCGACAAAACUUGCGAUAGGUGUCUCGUCAACUUUC